AUGGCGCUGCGGGGAGGCGGCGGCGGGGCGCUGGGGCGGCUGCUGCUGCUGCUGCUGCUGAGCGCCGCGUGCCUGGUCCCGCCGAGCGCGCAGGUGAGGCGGCUGGCGCGCUGCCCCGCCACUUGCAGCUGUACCAAGGAGUCCAUCAUCUGCGUGGGCUCUUCCUGGGUGCCCAGGAUCGUGCCGGGCGACAUCAGCUCCCUGAGCCUGGUCAAUGGAACGUUUUCGGAAAUCAAGGACCGAAUGUUUUCCCAUCUGCCUUCCCUGCAGCUGCUAUUGCUGAAUUCUAACUCAUUCACAGCUAUCCGGGAUGAUGCUUUUGCUGGACUUUUUCAUCUUGAAUACUUGUUCAUCGAAGGGAACAAAAUAGAAACCAUUUCAAGAAAUGCCUUUCGUGGCCUCCGUGACCUGACUCACCUUUCUUUGGCCAAUAACCACAUAAGAGCACUACCAAGGGAUGUCUUCAGCGAUUUAGACUCUCUGAUUGAACUAGAUUUAAGGGGUAAUAAAUUUGAAUGUGAUUGCAAAGCUAAGUGGUUGUAUCUGUGGCUGAAGAUGACAAAUUCCACUGUUUCCGAUGUGCUGUGUAUUGGUCCACCGGAAUAUCAAGAAAAGAAGCUAAAUGAUGUGACCAGCUUUGACUACGAAUGCACAACUACAGAUUUUGUCGUUCAUCAGACCUUGCCCUACCAGUCGGUUUCGGUGGAUACAUUCAACUCCAAGAACGAUGUGUACGUGGCCAUCGCUCAGCCCAGCAUGGAGAACUGCAUGGUGCUGGAGUGGGACCACAUCGAAAUGAAUUUCCGGAGCUAUGACAAUAUCACAGGUCAGUCCAUCGUGGGCUGUAAGGCCAUCCUCAUUGAUGACCAGGUCUUUGUGGUGGUAGCCCAGCUCUUCGGUGGCUCUCACAUUUACAAAUAUGAUGAGAGCUGGACCAAGUUUGUCAAAUUCCAAGACAUAGAAGUCUCUCGCAUUUCCAAGCCCAAUGACAUCGAGCUGUUUCAGAUUGACGACGAGACGUUCUUUGUCAUUGCAGACAGCUCUAAAGCUGGCCUGUCAACGGUUUAUAAGUGGAACAGCAAAGGAUUCUACUCUUACCAGUCUCUGCACGAGUGGUUCAGGGACACAGACGCAGAGUUUGUUGACAUAGAUGGAAAGUCACAUCUAAUCCUGUCCAGCCGCUCCCAGGUCCCCAUCAUCCUCCAGUGGAACAAAAGCUCCAAGAAAUUUGUCCCCCAUGGUGACAUUCCCAACAUGGAGGACGUGCUGGCUGUGAAGAGCUUCCGAAUGCAGAACACGCUUUACCUGUCCCUCACCCGCUUCAUCGGGGACUCCAGGGUCAUGAGGUGGAACAGUAAGCAGUUUGUGGAGAUCCAGGCUCUUCCAUCACGGGGGGCCAUGACCCUGCAGCCCUUUUCUUUUAAAGAUAAUCACUACCUGGCCCUGGGGAGUGACUAUACGUUCUCCCAGAUCUACCAGUGGGAUAAAGAGAAGCAGCUAUUCACAAAGUUCAAGGAGAUUUAUGUGCAGGCGCCUCGUUCAUUCACAGCUGUCUCCACCGACAGGAGAGAUUUCUUUUUUGCAUCCAGUUUCAAAGGGAAAACAAAGAUUUUUGAACAUAUAAUUGUUGACUUAAGUCUCUGAAGGUGUGAUUGGUGAAUUUAAAAGACAUGUAGCAUUAGCUCACAAGAGAGGACCAAGAAGAAAAAAUAAAUACAUAAAUAAAAGCCAGGUUCAGAGCUCUGAAAUUAAAAAUGCACUGAGGAAAUAGAAGUUUUCAAACUUUUUAGAACUCACAUUUUAAUCAGGGAUUGCAUUUAUUGGCUAACUGCAUGACAUGCCCAUCUACCAUUUAAAAAGACUUUUUAAAGUGUAAUUUCUGAGAAAAGAGUACAGUAUUUACUCUUACCAUCUAGAAAAGUAAUGUGCUUUUUCUUUUGUUUUAAUGAGGAAGGAGAAAAUUGGGUAAGAUGAGACAGUUCUUAUAAUGAAAUAAUAAUAAUAAUAAUAACCCUAAACAUACUGUAGGCCCUUUUCUUUCCAUUUAGCAAUCUUUUUUGGUAGGAACUCUUAAAGCCAAAGUCAGCUGAAAAGAUUUGCUGAUGAUUAGUUUAAAAAUCAUGUAACAUUCAGCAAUGCUAUUUUGAGCCAUCCUAGUUUCCUGAAAGGAAUGCCCAGCCUUCCUGAACCCUCCUUAAUGGCAGAGCCUUACAUAUUUCGUUGGUUCACACAGAUGCUCGGCAUGAGUAUGUUAACAAUCAAAUGUUUGACAUUGCUUCCUUUGCCACAAAGAAAAUAUUUGGUAACGCAUGUCCAGGCCCAGCAUGGGCUGUAGGCUCAGGAGUGAGACAAAGGAAUAUUCCCCUCUUCGUUGUGAUUCAAAGCUGACCCUGGUGGUGGCUGGAGCAGUUACUGCUUGUUCGAUACUCUCCAGAUUCACCUGCUUCUCCGAAUCCAUCCUUUGAGUUUGUGGGUACCCAGCAGACAGGCCAAAGACUGAAUGGUGCUUUUUAUUCUGUCCUUUAGAGGGGUGAAACAAGUAUUUCCAUCUGAUGAGCAUUUGGUAGAAUUUUUGAAGUGAGAUUUUAUGGAGUCAAAGAGGAUUUUACACAGAUCUCAAUGUUCUUUGAAACCUAGAGGUGGCCCUUUGAUUUAUGCAUGUCCUUGCCCUCUGGACAACUUAAUAUUUCAAGUAAUUGAAUACCAGCCUGCCUACCUGCCCACCUGCCUACCUCCCUACUCAUAAAACUGUCCUGCUUUGUUGAGUGGCUGAUAUUGCUGCUGCCAGCGCAGCCCUACUGAAGGUGCUGCAGACACCAGAUCACAACCCGGGACACUCAUGACAGUAAUGCUCUUUCCUCUCUCAGUACUUUAGCAAGGGAACCCCCACGGUGCCCACACGCUCACACAGGGCUGUGUGUUGGCAGAGGUCAUUCUGUACAGGAUGGGUGUCUUAGGCUGAUCAGUAGGGACCAGCUUUGGAGCCAGACAAGCUGAAUGCCACAGACCAGGUCGGCAGUCAGGGUACCAGGUGGCCUAUUUCAAAAUGGGCCUCUCUGGUGUGGACAGUAAGGAAGCUUCUGGAGUCUGGUUUUGUGAAAGGCUUCUAGCAGCUGUUCUGCUUCGUUAGCAGACUAUGAAGUGAAUGCUUUUAGGGGUAGCUCUGAAAGAGUAAUCCAACAACCUCUCUUCUAGCCACGAAAGUAGCACAAUCACAUUGUACUGUAUUAUUUUUUAAUGAUGAUUAUUUGCCACAUUGUGAGUAGGUAGAUAUUUUGCCACAAAUAUGAAUGUGUUUGUUGUUUCCUGAUUUUAAGUAAUGCAGACCAAGGCAAUAAACAGCACUCAGAGAAUGAUGUAUUGAUGUCACAUCAGCACUGUUGGGUACAUUCUGGGACAGCAAGUGGAGGUUUCCAGCCCAGGAAACCAGGGAUUUUACUGAACAAACUCACCCACAUAUAGUAGUGUUCUUGCUUGAAACUUUUUUGUUAAAUACCAAGCAAACAGGAGAAAAGUGGUUUGUUUUCGUUUUUAAAGCACAGAUCACUCUUCUGCAUUCUUUUACCUCCUUGGUUUAUUUGAAUUGAGUGCAAAUGUCCAGAUCUCUGCAUCAGAGGCUGAAAGUGGGACAGCUGUGCCUUCCUUUGGCUGCGAAGAUGGGCAAGCUAUUCUUUCUGGGGCAUGGAACUCUUCAGACAAGCCUGGGCAAAAAAAGGGGUUCUUGGCACAGUGUAGGAGACAUUUAGACAGUCCCAGCACUUGUGCCAGGUGGAAAUGAUGUUCUCGGUUCCAGCCGCUUGGAGAGAUGGCAACUGGGACAUCUCACAGGGCUGCUACUGCAAAGCAGUACCAAUGUCCCAGCUGUACCUCUAAGGGUGAAGUCAGGGGCUAACCAUCUGCACUCACUACUCUGGUAACCAUCUAGAUUCUGGAAAACCAGGAAUCACAGGGUGCCAGGCUUGGGCUGGUGGGACUUGUUGAAUCCGGAUGGGGCAUUAGAGGGUGGAAGAAAGAUGGAAAACAGAUGACGGGGUGGGGUGUGAGAGGCAGGUAAUCCACACAGCUGCAAUCAGCUUUUCUUUCCUUUUUCUUUUAAGAACAUUUUAUACAAGACUAGAGCCUGCACUCUACAGAGUGCCUGUGCUGUGGGAGGAGUUAUUUGUUCUGGCCAGCUUACCAAAGGAGCAUAGAUGUUCUUGGCACGCAGUGGUGGAAGCUUUGCUUCAUUAAUCUUACUGCUCCAUCCCAAGAGUCCCUGAGGUUUUAAACAAUUUCUGCAAGAAGAUUUCACCGAGUAAUAACAUAAAAUAAAAAACUAACCAAACAACAAUGACAAAAGCCCAAAGCAGAGAACACAUGGAACCAUUCCCUGUGGUGAUAAGCUAGAGGAGGGGCCCCUCUUGCUUCUUCCUUCCUUCCCAUCACCCAUGGGGUGGUCAACAGCUCAGCUGGUUUCUUUAUAAUCUCCAUGGCUGGCCUCCAGGACUGAUUCCUCUGCGUAGGCUUUAAAGCUACUGCCUGAGAGGGAAGACUUGCCCCAGACUCCUUAUAAAGACUCUAAAAACAAAUCUCAGAUGUGAAGAGCACUGUGUUGAUCUCAUUCGUUCAUGAUAGUUCCUCAGUUUACUAGAGGACAGCUAUCUUCUAAUUUCAAAGAGAAGAAAACAGGCACAAAAUCUAAGUGGAUUGCCUGCCUGUGGUUAUCCAAUAGUGAAUGGCAGAGCUAGAACUUUCCCUCUGAACAGCAGGCAUUGUAUUCUCUUUCAAUGACACUCUGCUCUGCCCUUUCAAAGGAAGACUUUCAUUUUUAUCAUGAUUUUGAAUAUAGCAGCACCUUGAGAUAAAAUACAAAAUGCAGCAAAAUAUGUGUAGCCAGAAGGAAAAUCACAUUGAAUAGACACCAUUCACUCUACCCAUCCAUUUAACAAUUAGCAAAGAUGGAACUGAUAUUACAUGCAAGGAGCUACUCCUGAAAGUCUUCCAGAAAUUUCGACAGUUUUCUGUUGUUCUAAAGAGAACUUCUAGCCGGCACGGUUGUUUCUUCCCCCACACAGCUAUGGGAGGGAUGCUAACAUUGAGCCACAUCUGGUUCUUGUCACAAUGUCCACCAGAUAAACAAGAAGAGAUCUAUGAUGGAAAAAUUCAAAACCCAAACACAAAUGAUGAUGAACUGCUCAGCCUUUCGAGGGCCACGGGAAAUGGCAAUGUUGCAUUUUUCUUCCCUGUGGAGUGAGAGGCUAUGUAUUUUUAGGAAAGAAAUCAGCGUGGGAUGCUGGAGGUUUGGCUGCCAGGAGCACUCAGGAUGGAAAUUUCUCUGGCCGGGGGGUAUAAUGAAAGAGAGAUGAAGGUCUGCAGGAGGGGAGUCUAUUUGCAUGCCACCUAAAGAAAAUCUCUUUAGCAGGCUUCCUGAUUCGUCUGCAGAGGUGUCAGCCCCUCGUUUGCAGCUUCAGAAGAAAGUUCUCUAAUUAGGCGGUGGCCAAAGAUUCUGUUCAACAGCACCCUGAAGGGGGAUGCAAAAAUCCAAUUGCAGAUGUGAUAAGUAAGGCUGUCCAGGCUUGGGGGACACUGAAAAGGGAAAUGGCACAGAUGGCUGUGGAGGAAACUCUUUUGGGAACGUAGAAAUAAACUGGAAAAAAAGAGGAAGUGAUAAUGAUUUGCUUUGCCUCAGCCAGGCAAGCAGAGUGUAGAAUGACCAGGAAAAUUAAAGCAUCCCAAUUAUUAAUGAAGAGAACCAAGUGUAGUACUAAUUUUAAAUAAGAGUUAUAUUGUAAAGCCACUGAGAUCUAAACCAAGGCACUCUCAUCUUACUCUACUCCAUUGCUUUGUGUCAGAAUCUACCUUUUUUCUAGCAGGAAACGGUGCAUUCCCUAUCAGUCCCUUUGACUAUCAGGAAUGUAUAAGAACUGUGAUAAAAAUAGGCCAAUAUACCAUUUGGUACCAUUUAUAUGUAUUUUAAAUGUAUAACUUAGGUAAAAUAAGAAUAAUUUAUAUGUAUAUGGAAACAAGUUUUGCAGUAUGCAGGCUGCAGUGGGUGCAUUUUAAGUCUGUACAUAUACUUAACUCUUUUUGGUAAAUAGAGUUAACAAAUGAUAUGCCUCUUAAUU
Messenger RNA from Cynocephalus volans (Philippine flying lemur), 6104 nucleotides. RefSeq names its product leucine rich repeat LGI family member 2 (gene LGI2). Gene Ontology annotation, biological process: inhibitory synapse assembly. The record is from RefSeq and is a predicted model, not a curated record. Gene Ontology annotation, molecular function: protein binding. NCBI's taxonomy places the organism in Eukaryota, Metazoa, Chordata, Mammalia, Dermoptera, Cynocephalidae. The transcript has 8 exons. The coding region runs from base 1 to 1644 and encodes 547 amino acids.